Molecule: messenger RNA, 946 nt
Organism: Corticium candelabrum
Lineage: Eukaryota; Metazoa; Porifera; Homoscleromorpha; Homosclerophorida; Plakinidae
Exons: 1
Coding region: 240-848 (202 amino acids)
Molecular function (GO): nucleic acid binding
Source: RefSeq, a predicted model, not a curated record
AAAUACAAACUUUCCGUUCCGACAAUAGAACGAUAGUCUACCUGGAUGAAACCUGGUUGAACGCCCAUCAUACCCAUGAACGUUGCUGGCUAGACUAUGAUGGCAGAGGAGGUAUCCGAGUGCCAUCGGGAAAAGGUGGUAGACUCAUCAUUCUCCACGCUGGCAGUGAGCACGGCUGGAUUCCCAACGCAGCUCUCAUUUUCAGGGGUAAGAAGGGAAGCGGGGAUUACCACGAUGAAAUGAAUACCAAGCAUUUUAUGGAAUGGUACCAAAAACAGCUGUUGCCUCACUGUCCGCCCAAGUCGGUCAUUGUCCUUGACAACGCCAAGUACCACAAUGGUGUUGUUGAGAAAGUGCCCACCAAGAGCAGCACGAAAAAGGAUAUAAUGGCGUACCUGGACAAGCACAGUAUUACCUACGAUAAGCAACGCCUGAAAUCUGAGUUGUUCAUGCUAAUAAAGGCGACCAACCCACAAACGAAAUACCUCACUGACGUUCUCUCCAAUGAUGCAGGUCAUGAUGUCCUCAGACUUCCGGUGGGCCAUUGUGAACUGAAUCCUAUAGAACUGGUAUGGGCGCAAGUCAAAGGAUACGCUGCAGACCACAACAAGGAGUUUACAAUGAGAGCCAUCGAACAACUGGCCAGAGAAGGCGUUGAAAACGUGUCGGCGGCCAAAUGGAAGAAGUGUGUCGACCACGUUAUCCAGAAAGUGGAAAACCACUACAGAACAUCAGACGGCGUGGUAGAACAAGCAGUAGAAAGUCUAGUUAUAGAAGUAGGUGCAGAGGACUCUUCAGACAGUGAAGAGAUCCUGCUAGGAGACGACGAGAAUGAUAACAAUGAUUAGUACAAUUAGUGUCGUGGGUGUCAUUUACUGGCGGUAUUCUUUGUCGGUAAUGCAUGGGAGGAGUCUCUUUCAGGAAAUAUGCUGUAUCUACGAACACA